UGUAAAAUCAGGGGGAAAAUAAUAAAUAGAUUUUUUGAAAAAAGUUUGAGCGAUUAUAGAACAGAGCUGGUGAAGCCAUUUCAUAACAGAAUCAAGAACUGAUUUUUCUGUUAUAAUUCCCACCCAUUAUUUGUUUUCUUGGAUUCUCAUUGAUCUUUUCUCCCUGGUGAGAAGUUAGUCUCUUCUUUCCAUUGAUUUUUCCAGCUCUUACAUAAUAGGUGAAACAUGUCUGCUUACUUCUACUGUCGUAGCUGCGGAACUGCAGUUGCACUUGUUGACGAUUACGAUCGCUCUGUAGACGACUUAGUGAAUGCAAAGUUCUUUCCUAGAGUGCUUAAUGUUGAAGUAACAAAGGAUGAGCGAUAUCAUCCAGUAGAAGAUGGCAUGAAACUAGCCGAGACUUACUGUGCUCAAUGUAAAACCCUGCUCGGGUGGAAACUUAUUGCAACCUCCCAACCAUCUUGGAGUCAUAGAGUAGGAGGAUUCUAUAUGAUACUGAAGGAGCUUAAGUUCUGGAACGAUGAAAUGUCACCUAAUUUUCCCUUUGUAGGCAAUAAUGCACAGGCUCCUAACGAUCAAGACGGAGGUACAGAUGAAGAACAGAAUACUGAUCAAAAUGUUGAUCAAGAUGGAGGCGCUAAUGAACAGCAUCGUGAUCAAGAUGGAGGCCCGCCAAUGAAACGACCAAAGAUAUAGAUCAACUGGCUGAUGGAAUAGAUGAAAAUGCAGACAUUGAUAGGCUACUCAUUCUGAUAUUCUGCUUAUACAAAAUACUAUAAUUCAUAGUUGAGUAAUAUUCUGUUUUGAGAUUGCACUACAUAUUCGUAUUUUACUUCAGGUUGGAAUAAACAAACCAAUUGACACUGAACUUUUUACAUGUU
This is a messenger RNA of Solanum lycopersicum (tomato), 881 nucleotides long. RefSeq lists its product as uncharacterized. The record is from RefSeq and is a predicted model, not a curated record. NCBI's taxonomy places the organism in Eukaryota, Viridiplantae, Streptophyta, Magnoliopsida, Solanales, Solanaceae.